Molecule: messenger RNA, 1431 nt
Organism: Ylistrum balloti
Lineage: Eukaryota; Metazoa; Mollusca; Bivalvia; Pectinida; Pectinidae
Product: galactosylceramide sulfotransferase-like
Exons: 1
Coding region: 1-1431 (476 amino acids)
Biological process (GO): glycolipid biosynthetic process
Cellular component (GO): membrane
Molecular function (GO): galactosylceramide sulfotransferase activity
Source: RefSeq, a predicted model, not a curated record
AUGUCACUGUAUAAAGAUCUACAUGCCUUCUAUGUACAAUGUACAUGUAAUGGAAUGGCUAGGUUAAGUAGAACAUCCAGACGUCUCUGUUCCUACAAAGUUUUACCACUGGCUGUCCUUUUCUGCAUGUGUGUCAUCCUUGCAGUUUUGAUUCUACACCUUACAGUAGUUCUCGAAGCUGAGGACACUUUCAAUGAUGGUAGAGAAGGAAUUGAAGAAGGUGAAACAGUUCAAAAGGAUGUAGAAUCAGGCAACGUGGAGGAAGUGAUCAAAUUAGAAAGUUUAAAGGAUGAAGCGAAAAAAGUGUUUGAUAACAGACCUCCGGAACUGAUCAACAAUCGUGACUGUCAAGUACGCAAUUUUGUUUUCAUAAAAUGCAUGAAAUGUGCAACAGAAACAAUGGGUACCAUUUUACGCAGGUUUGCUUUGAAAAACAAAUUGAGUGUUUUACUACCUCGAGGGCUAAACAUUUAUCUCGGAUGGCCAUACAUGAUGGAAAGUUCUGACUACCGACCUUCAAGUAGCCCAAGUGGAUAUAGGUAUUACAACUGCCUGAUUGAACAUGCAAUUUACAAUGCAUCAGUUAUGAAAGCCUUAUUUCCACACCAGACAAGGUUUAUAUCUAUCAUAAGAGAACCGUGGUCACAUUUCAAGUCAACUUUCAAUUACUUUAACAUGCAGAAAUUGGCACAUAUUGUGUCUGACACUCCACUCUCGACGUACUUACAGGACAUAAACACCUAUGAGAAGAUCUAUAAAAGCCCUGAAGCGGCUUCAUACAGGUACUGCAUCCCCGAUGGUUUUUCAGUGACCAAAAAUCUUAUGUGUCACUGCCUAGGCAUGAAAACAGGAUUUCCAGAGGGUACUGCAGACAUCAGCAAAAAUACUAGAGCUGUGCAAGAUUUUCUAAACUGGACAGAAAAUGAGUUUGCACUUAUCAUGAUUGCUGAGUAUUUCCAUGAGUCUUUGGUUCUUCUUAAACGAAUGAUGUGUUGGACCAUGAAGGACAUUAUCUAUAAACGAGUGAAUUCUGCAAAAUAUAAGUAUGAGGAGAAUGAUGGAGAUCGUGCCAUUCAUGAAAGAUGGAGUCGAGCAGAUUAUCAAAUGUACAAUUUCUUUAAUGAAUCCUUUUGGGAAAAGGUCAUAUAUCAGGGGAAAACAUUUAAUCAAGAAGUGCAAGUAUUUACCAGAAUUCAGAAUUCUGUAAAUGUAUUUUGUAAUUUUUCAACAGAUCCAAGUGCUAAAGUAGAUGCUAUGUUUAAUGUGACUAAGGAUAUUUUAUCCAUACCGACCACAAAGUUUAGCUUGGACUUUACUUUUACUCAGGAUGACUGUGAGCUACUCAGUUCUGAUCUCUUGUCAACCCUGAAAGAGCAGCAUGAGGAAAACAUUAAGUACGAGGACAAGGAUCCCCCUAAACGAACUUGCUAA